This is a messenger RNA of Parathielavia appendiculata, 1047 nucleotides long. RefSeq lists its product as uncharacterized. The coding region runs from base 1 to 1047 and encodes 348 amino acids. The record is from RefSeq and is a predicted model, not a curated record. Gene Ontology annotation, cellular component: cytoplasm; mitochondrion. Gene Ontology annotation, molecular function: 2-dehydropantoate 2-reductase activity; NADP binding. Gene Ontology annotation, biological process: pantothenate biosynthetic process. The transcript is spliced from 3 exons. Lineage: Eukaryota; Fungi; Ascomycota; Sordariomycetes; Sordariales; Chaetomiaceae.
AUGGAGCACCCAAUCUACAUCCUCGGCCUUGGCAACAUGGGUAAAUACGUCGCCUAUGCCCUGGGACGCAGCCAUGCACGUAAUUUGCCGCCGACAAGACUCAUUUUCCAUCGACGCGGCCUGCUCGACGGCUGGAUAGCGGCAGACCGCCGCAUCCGUUACUCUACCGAGUUUGACGAGAGAGGUCGAACCAUUGGAUAUCCACCGGCCAUUCGAUUCGGCGUUGAGCUGCCAGUGCUCGGGGUGAUCGACCCUAGACAAGAACACAUCAAGUAUCUGAUCGUGGCAACCAAGGCGCACCUGACGCGAGCCGCCCUCACGCCCAUCAAACACCGCCUGUCAAGAGACUCGAACAUUAUAUUUCUGCAGAAUGGCAUGGGUGUCAUGGACGAAGUCUCACACGCUAUCUUUCCCGACCCGGCAACACGGCCGACCUACUGGGCCGGCAUCUGCCACGCCGGCGUCUAUAGUACCUCCCGAUUCAGCUCCGUCCAUGCCGGCCAAGGACCACUGAUCCUAGGCAUCGCCGGAGAUUCCUCAACCAGUUCUGCGCUGCGCUAUGAUCAGCAUCCCCUGAUGAGGCUGCGGUCUGCCAAUGGUGGCAUGCUCAACGUUCAAGUUAUGGAACCGGACGCGAUAUUGCGACAUCAACUCGCCAAGCUCGUCGUCAACUCCAUCAUCAAUCCCCUCUCCGUCCGGUGCAAUUGCAAAAACGGGCGUGUACUUGAGGAUCCAGGGGCAAGACGUUUGUAUGACAAACUUCUGAUGGAGGCGGGUGCUAUCGUCAGGGCUUUACUUCCCCAAGGCGCCCUGGACGAGGAUUUUUCGGACACGGCUCUCGACGCCCUGGUCAAGCGUGUGGCACGGCAGACCGCCAACAAUAUCAGCUCCAUGCUGCAAGAUAUUCAAGCCGGGCGACGGACAGAGGUUCGGUACAUUAACGGCUAUCUCGCCCUCCACGGACGGAGACUGGGGCUGCCGCAUAGAACUCACGUCGGGGCCGUCUCAUUCAUUAGGAAGAUUGAGUCAGAUCCUUCUGUAAGUUAG